CUCAGCACCGCAGCCCUGCUUCCUCAUCCUUCUUCUCCUGAGCCUCCAGCUCUCCGGCAGCAUGUCCUUCACCGGCAAGUAUGAGAUGGAGAGCGAGAACAACUAUGACGAGUUCAUGAAGCGCCUGGGGCUCCCCAGCGACAGGAUUGAAAAGGGUCGCGGCCUCAAGACUAUCUCAGAGGUGCAGCAGGACGGGCAGAACUUCACCUGGUCCCAGAACUACCCCGGGGGCCCCUCCAUUACCAACAAUUUCACCAUCGGCAAAGAGUGCGACAUGGAGACCGUGAUGGGCAAGAAGUUCAAGGCCACUGUGCAGAUGGAGGGUGGGAAGGUGGUGGUGAACUUCCCCCACUACAACUACACUGCGGAGAUUGUGGAUGGCAAGCUGGUGGAGAUCUCCACCGUUGCAGGUGUGUCCUACGAGCGCGUGAGCAAGAGGCUGGCCUGAGCUAGUAGGCAGGGCUCCGCGGGGGCCGCAAAGCCACCAAUAAAGCGGAUGUAACAACAGACAUUCUGCUCCUUCCAGAGCCUCUGCCUUUGUUCUCUGCUGUCUUGGGGCAGUUCUGGCUGGUGGGGGUGGGAAACCCCUGACGAUGGCUACACAGGCCACACCUUGGCCCUGAGAUCUCUGCGGGACCUGUGUCAUGGCAGAGGGAGACGGGUAUGGACGGGAGACCCCUGGCCCCGGGGAGAGGGCAAAGGCGGUGCUCAGGAUGCAUGGCGGGCACACUUCUGUGGACCCCUCGCCCCAGCCUGCCAUCCACAUUCUGCGUGGAGACCAUCCUUUCAAGAGACAAAUAUCACCUCGGAGGGGUGGCACACUGACUCUCAGAUGGGCCACAGCAAGGUGGGGAAGGGCUCCCCGCUGCUGGGUCCCGAGGCUGCACGGACACUGGGAUGCACCCACCAGGGCUUAGCCAGGGAAGGUGUUUCAGCAUGGCUGUGGCUCUCUGCUAAUCUGCUGUGGAGUCGUUCCUUUGGGUUUCAGUUUACCUGCUGGUACAAGAGGGGGCCAGGAGGACCAAUGAGGAACUGAGGAGAAAUGGGAGUCUAUGAGAUGGCAAAGGGGUUAUGGGAGUGCCAGGCAGGAAGCGAGCUGUCAGAGUAGGGCUUAGACAGGGGGGCCUGGGAGAAACUUGGAGAAGCUGCAGUGGGCUGGGAAAGGUGGUCAGAAGGGUCACUCUGAUCCCCUGGUAGGUGCCUGGAGCCCUGCAUCAGGAAGGAUUCUGAGGCAGCAUUUGGACUGAGCAGGCAUCCCUGCCUGAUUACAGUGUCUGUCCGGGGCAUGGAAGAAGAGGAGGGAGGUCUGCCUGUCCCGUGGCUAGAUAAUCGCUAAUCCUGAUGCGCUUUUUUUCAUUCUCCUCUUUCAUACUCCUUGGGAGUAUUCCCCAUCCGGGUACCACCCUAACUUCUAUUUUAUUACUUUUUUUGGCCGUGCCAUGCAGCAUGCAGAAUCUUUAGUUCUGGACCAGGGAUCAAACCUGUGCCCCCUGCAGUGGAAGCAUGGAGUC
This is a messenger RNA of Aethalodelphis obliquidens (Pacific white-sided dolphin), 1511 nucleotides long. It is a transcript of the gene FABP6, whose product is annotated as fatty acid binding protein 6. The transcript is spliced from 4 exons. NCBI's taxonomy places the organism in Eukaryota, Metazoa, Chordata, Mammalia, Artiodactyla, Delphinidae. The record is from RefSeq and is a predicted model, not a curated record. Gene Ontology annotation, molecular function: lipid binding. Bases 62 to 448 code for a protein of 128 amino acids.